CCUCCUCUUAGUGUCCUUUCACCUCAUCUUCGCCCCCCCACCUCAUUCAUUUUCUGCCCCAAUUCCCUCCCCAGUUCCCUUCCAAUUCCCUCCCCAAUCCUCUUCCCCACCGACCUAGCCAAACCUUCUGCUCACAAAACUAUGCGGUUGACUGGUCCACGGUAUCGAGCGGCGGGCGGCUCCAACGAAAACGACUCAAAUGCCAUUCUUCAGGCAGUGUGGCCCCCUCCUGAACGCAUCCGAUUCGUUCUGGUUGGUUUGGAAGUGUCCUGCUUGGUUGCAAUCACAAUCGUCAGGCUUGUCUUGAUUUCUCCUUUCCUCCCUACCUAGCUCCCUUCCUUCUUCUCUUUCUUUCUUUUCUUUUUUUUCUAGACGGAAGUAAAACGCGGGAGAUAUUUCACAUCUCCUACUCUCAACUAGGUAGUUAAUUAUCUUCGACCGACUUGUCGACCUAGUAUCCACUCCAGGAAACUGGACCAAACACCACGACGGUUGCCAAGCCCGGAAAUAGCAACCGUAGGGAAGUGAUUGAUUGUAGGAUCAAUAUUUAAUCAAUAGUCAGAGGGGAUUAGGACAAU
Molecule: messenger RNA, 578 nt
Organism: Aspergillus candidus
Lineage: Eukaryota; Fungi; Ascomycota; Eurotiomycetes; Eurotiales; Aspergillaceae
Exons: 1
Coding region: 142-330 (62 amino acids)
Source: RefSeq, a predicted model, not a curated record